This is a messenger RNA of Aspergillus alliaceus, 1646 nucleotides long. Its product is annotated as GDP-Man:Man(1)GlcNAc(2)-PP-dolichol alpha-1,3-mannosyltransferase. Gene Ontology annotation, molecular function: GDP-Man:Man(1)GlcNAc(2)-PP-Dol alpha-1,3-mannosyltransferase activity; alpha-1,3-mannosyltransferase activity. The record is from RefSeq and is a predicted model, not a curated record. The coding region runs from base 112 to 1533 and encodes 473 amino acids. Lineage: Eukaryota; Fungi; Ascomycota; Eurotiomycetes; Eurotiales; Aspergillaceae. The transcript is spliced from 2 exons.
CUCGACUCUCCCAUACAAUCCCCCCAAUCCAAUCCAAUUCAAGAAAUGCUCGCCAUCUCCUAAAGCAACGCAACCACCUCACCAUAAAUCCCACCACACAGACUCCCCAAAAUGCCACCCCCGGUAACAAUCAUCCACCCAGACCUGGGCAUCGGCGGCGCCGAACGCCUCAUCAUAGACGUCGCCCUCGCCCUCCAAUCCCGCGGCCACAAAGUAACAAUCUACACCUCCCACCGCGAAAAAUCGCAUUGUUUCGAAGAAGCCCGCGACGGAACCCUCAACGUCCAAGUUCGCGGCAACACAAUCUUCCCGCCACAUAUAUUCCGCCGGUUCCAUGUCCUUAUGGCUAUUUUGCGGCAGUUGCAUUUGACUAUCUCUGUACUUAGGGAGAGUUCGAGUGAGAAUUCUGACACAGAAAAUGGGGGAGAGAGUGAAGUUUUCAUCGUCGAUCAAGUCCCGGCCUGCGUCCCGUUUUUGAAAUCCCUGGGGCGCAAUAAGCGGAGACGGAGGGUGUUGUUUUAUUGUCAUUUUCCGGAUCAGUUGCUUGCGAGGGUUGAGGGGAGCCCGUUGUUGAAGUUCAUCAAGGGGGUUUAUAGAGGGCCUUUUGAUUGGUUUGAGGGGUGGGCUAUGGGGGCUUCGGAUGCUGUUGUUGCGAACUCGAGGUUUACGAGGGGGGUUAUUAGGGGGGUUUUUGGGGAGGGGUUGUUGGGGGAUGUUAGGGUUGUUUAUCCGUGUGUUGAUACCGACACUGGUUCUGGGGAGGGGGGAGUGAUUGAGAAGGGGAAGGAGGGGUUGUUGUGGGGUGGGAAGAAGAUUUUGUUGAGUAUUAACCGGUUUGAGAGGAAGAAGGAUAUGGGGCUUGCUAUUCGGGCGUUUCAUGGGCUGGGCGUGGAGGGGAGGAAGGGGGUUCGGUUGGUUGUUGCUGGUGGGUAUGAUAGCCGCGUGCAGGAGAAUGUGCUGUAUCAUCGGGAGCUGGAUGAUCUGGCGACGAGCCUGGGGUUACGGACUGCGACGUCGAAGACGGUUAUCUCAGCACUUUCGGUCCCCGAUUCGAUCGAUGUGUUGUUUUUGUUGUCGGUGCCGUCGGCGUUCCGGGAUACUCUGCUCGAACAGUCGAAGUUGCUGCUUUAUACGCCUGUCAAUGAGCAUUUCGGGAUCGUUCCUGUGGAGGCUAUGCGCGCUGGGAUCCCCGUGUUGGCGUCCAACACCGGUGGUCCGUUGGAGACGAUCGUCGAGGGCGAAACGGGCUGGCUCCGUGAUGCCCAGAACGAUGCCGAGUGGACAGCGGUCAUGGAGAAGGUACUCUAUGGGAUGGACCAGAAGGAGCUCGAUAGGAUGUCCGUCGCGGCGAAAAAGAGGGUCGAGCGCGAAUUCUCCCUAACCGCCAUGGGCGACAGACUCCAGGAGGAGAUCUCGGAAAUGGUCGCGCGUGAGCAACGCCCAUUCGCCGGGUUCCAGCAGCUCUUUAUCCUUCUCGCGCUGAUGGGAUUCGCCCUCGCGGCAACUGCGACUUUGGUCGUGAAAAUGCUCUGAGUGUUGUUUGAUAAUACCCUACCUAACGAUUGACUUCUGUACAAUAGACACCCGAACCAAUACCAAUCAAUACAACAUUGAUAACCAUGUACAUAUAUUCUAUCACCACGUGA